Nematostella vectensis (starlet sea anemone) is the source of this 2738-nucleotide messenger RNA. RefSeq lists its product as uncharacterized. The coding region runs from base 106 to 1398 and encodes 430 amino acids. NCBI's taxonomy places the organism in Eukaryota, Metazoa, Cnidaria, Anthozoa, Actiniaria, Edwardsiidae. The record is from RefSeq and is a predicted model, not a curated record. The transcript has 7 exons.
UUUAAUAAAAGAAGCAAACAUGGUUAAAACAAAAUAACGUAAUUUAUCGGUUGUCAUUGGUAAUUUUUGCCAUUUAUCGGUUACCCCCAUUACUACCAUGUUGAAAUGCUGCAGUUUCUGGUUAUAACUCGGGUCAUAUCCAUCUUCCUCUUUACGAAAGUCGAAGGAGCACCCAAACCUGUGGCCUUCUACCCUUUGAAUGCUGUCCACAAGACACGUGACAUCAGCGGCAAUAAUCUUCCGGUUGGAAUCGCGUCUAGCGUGACACUUGUCAAGGGACUUGAUGGAAGAGAGGGCGGGGCAUAUUACUUUUCUGGGACGUCCAGUAGCUACAUCGAGAUCCCUUACCACGCAAUGAUCGACACAAGAUACUCCCUUACUGUACUGGCAUGGGCACGUCCCGAAAAAGAUGGUCCAAUUCUGAAUUACUACCGCUCAAAUUUUGGUGUUCAUUUUUGGAUAACCAAUAACUCACCAUCAAACUUAUUCAUAAGAAUAAUGACAAGGUCGCAUGUCCUUACAAAAAUCUUGGUGAGUGAAGCUUUAUCGAUCUUCACUUGGUACUUCGUGGGAUUCAGCUACGACUACACAUCAGGGUGCCUAAAACUUUACUUGAAUGGGGUCUUGGUCCGCGAGUAUAACAUCGGAAAAGUUGAGCUGGCUACGGAUAGAGAGAUCCGCCUUGGAGCAGUGACCCACGACAGUCGAUACUACCGGGGUCGCAUCACAUGCUUACAGAUCUACAACACCGCUCUCAGCCGGAAUGAGAUACGAGACGCGAGCGCAGCCUGUGAUGAGAUAUUUUGGCCAUGCUUUGAUUUCGUUCCAAUUGAUGAGUUAACUAAGGCUGCAAACCACAUAUGGUACCGUCUGGGUGGCGAAACUCCAAGACGAAUUACGACUCGUUCCCCGCGAAGCAGUCUGGGACUUAGUGGGUGGAUGAAUGGUACUCAUCCUCAGAGGGAGACUGGGCCUGUAACACGUGACCUGUGUUUCGCUAUUGGGAACGGUUCUUGUGAGCACGAGGCCUUAGUGACAGUUCGUCAGUGUUACGGGUAUUUUGUGUACAAGUUCCUGGGACUUCCUUCUGGCAAGCUGAGGAUUUCUACCGAACAAGGGAAAGAUCUCGACACGCCAUUGGACGUGCUUUUCCGUCAAAGGCCUGGUCACCAUCUCACGGGUCACGUGUUCUACCAGGAAUCUCCUGUCCCCUCCCCCACACGGUGCGUUGGCUACUGUCUAGUAUCAGGUGAAAGAUGCAAGUCGGUAAAUUACAACAGCGCUCAAGACAACGGGAUUUGCCAACUAAACAAUGCCACAGCCUCAAAAUAUGAUCAACACAUUUCAGCCAAUCAGGAGUGGGGAUACUAUGAGCCAAUAACAGUGACUUUUGUAUAGCCAAAUCAGAAGUGUGUAGAUGAUGGGAGUCGAUAAGAAUGUCACUCUCUUAAUCCUGCCGAAAUGAUUCGCUGUGAUUCACUUGAUUUCGGAAAUUUCAAGAAAAGAACCGUGGAUCCUUGGCAUUUCCCGGGAGGUUUAUUAUAGCUCCAAUUACUUUAAUACAGGAUUCAUCAUCGACACGAAAAAAAAAAAUUCACUUAAAAGAUAUAUAUAUUUGAUACCACACAUAUGUCGGAUUCGAACAUGUUAAAAGUGACUAUGAGAUGUCUAUGAGAGUUUCCGAGAGAGCAUGAGGGCGAACGAUCAAAACGGCAUGACAGGGGCCAUAACACGGGUGGGGCACUGGGUGCACAUGCCCUCCCCGGUAAAACGUAUACAAGGAAAUGGUCCGAAAUGGGGGUGGCUUUGCUCUCCCCCCAAACAUUUUUUUUAAUGUUUCUGUAUCCCACCCCACAAUAUUUUGGGAACUUAUAUCAACUCUUAUCUACUUAUCUACUUUUAACUGACUGAAUCUUGCAGACCUUUUAGGGUGGUAUCGUUUUCAUUGCUGGGGAGAUCCGUUUUUUAACAUAUCACACAUGAACUCCACGUACUGUGUGCAUCUACGUAAAAAAUGGCGGAAAGCGUCAACAGGAGACUCGUAGUGAAAAAAUCGUUAUGAAACACUGAUCUUUUAGUUAUUCCCUAGAAAAAACACACAUAAAGCAACUACACCAAUGGAUAAUAAAGGUCAUCUCAAAUAUUGGUACAUCCACAAUUUAACGAAGGAGUCAGAGGGCGGGGUUAAAAAAAGUGCGCCCAUGCCGGUAGCGGAUUGUGCUUUGUCCUAACCAUAAAAAUGUCUUCUGCUAUCAAGAUGUUUAUGGCAUCCGAGUUGACAUUUUCUUGAUAUAACUGGACGACCACCACGGCUAUGCUAUGGGGCUGAUGAUCCCUAUGGCAAAGAUAGAUAUAGUAAUGAUUUCAUCGUCAUUUGACGUUAUAGCUUAGCUAUAGGCUGGAUCACAUAGGAUCUUAUCCAGUCUUCACACAUUCGUAUGGGCGUGUUUGUAGUUGAAAUUUGAGGGCCCGUUUAGAAUAGAAUAACACGCAUGAAGCAUGGGCCCCUCAAAGCAUUUCUAGCUAAUUCUAUGAUCAUUAAAAGUUAAGAUACUACGGUCGAGAACAUUUCAAAAUCAUAUCUAAUAGAGUCAGUUGACAAUUUUCGUUCCCUGUGUAAAUAGCACAAGAUCAGCUUUUCCCGCAAUCAAAUAUAAAUAGGCCUUAUUUUACACGCGAAACUUAAUAAAAUAUUGUAAAUGUGCAAUGGUAUUAUUAAAUUAUCAUGUUUUCAUAUA